Messenger RNA from Struthio camelus australis, 3468 nucleotides. Lineage: Eukaryota; Metazoa; Chordata; Aves; Struthioniformes; Struthionidae. The record is from RefSeq and is a predicted model, not a curated record.
CCUCCGCAGCUCUGCGGGAAGCUGCCGGGUAUGGAGGGGGACGGCAGCCUCGACAUCCCGACCCAUCCCGAAGAUGGGAGCAGCAGCCUGGGCAACAGCAAGGUGGAGGUGGUCUUCUGGCUCCUGUCCAUGCUGGCGACGCGGGACAAGGACGACAUGUCCCGCACGCUGCUGGCCAUGUCCAGCGCCAUCGUGGCCCAGCUGGCCUCCGACAGCGAGGAGCUGCACCAGGUGGUGCCAAGCAUCCUGAGGAACCUCUCCUGGCGUGCCGACAUCAACAGCAAGAAGGUGCUGCGGGAGGUGGGCAGCGUGACGGGGCUGACGCAGUGCGCACUGCACGCCACCAAGGAGUCAACGCUCAAGAGCGUCCUCAGCGCACUCUGGAACCUGUCGGCGCACAGCACGGAGAACAAAGCUGCCAUCUGCGUGGUGGAUGGGGCCCUGGGCUUCCUGGUGAGCACCCUCACCUACAAGUGCCAGAGCAACUCGCUGGCCAUCAUUGAGAGUGGGGGCGGCAUCCUCAGGAACGUAUCCAGCCUCGUCGCCACACGUGAGGACUACAGGCAGGUGCUCCGGGACCACAACUGCCUGCAGACGCUGCUGCAGCACCUGCGGUCACACAGCCUCACCAUCGUGAGCAACGCUUGCGGCACGCUGUGGAACCUCUCUGCCCGCAGCCCCAAGGACCAGGAGCUGCUCUGGGACCUGGGGGCUGUCAGCAUGCUGCGCAACCUCAUCCACUCCAAGCACAAGAUGAUCGCCAUGGGUAGUGCAGCUGCCCUUCGCAACCUGCUCACCAACCGGCCCCCCAAGUACAAGGAUGCCACCGUCAUUUCCCCCGGCUCCUGCAUGCCUUCCCUCUACAUGAGGAAGCAGAAGGCUCUGGAGGCCGAGCUGGAUGCAAAGCACUUGGCUGAGACCUUUGACACCAUGGAGAAGCAGAGCCUGAAGAGCCAGAGCAUGAAGAAACCGAUGCGGCACAUGGAGAGCCUGGUGAAGGACUAUGCCUCUGACUCUGGCUGCUUUGACGAUGAUGAGGUGCCCAACGUCUCGACCGGAGUGGAGACGGGGAACACCUCCGUCCUCUCCAUGUUCCUCAACUCCUCCUUCCUCCAAGGUCAGGCCCUGCCCCGGGCCCUUGCACAGAGGAGGUGCCCGGAGCCAGAAAAGGACACUAGCAGCAAGCCAACCGAGCCCAAGAAGCCACCGUUGCCAGAGGAUGAUGUUUCACUGGCUGCCGAGAAGCUGGCCAACAAGAUCUCCAGCACAGUGGCCAAGAUCGACAAGCUGGUGGAAGACAUCUCCACCAUGCACACGUCCUCGGAUGACAGCUUCAGCCUCAGCUCCGAGGACCACUGCCUGGACUGGCAGUACGGCACCGAGGAGGCGCACGAGGCGCGCGCCCAAUCCUGCUCGCCGUGCCGCCUCUCAGACGCCAGCGGCUUCGUGAAGCGGGAGAACCUGAGCCGGGCGCACACGCUGCUGCGGCUGAAGACUGCCUACACCAGCUUCUUGUCCAGCGACAGCCUCAACAGCGGCAGCACCAGCGACGGCUACUGCACCAAGGAGCACAUGAAGCCCUGCACCCGGGCCUCCUUCCUCGACUACCGAGAGGAGCUGCAGCGGUACCAGAAGCGGCCCAGCAGGCUCGACCUCAAGAACAUCCUCAGCAACAAGCCAGAGCGGAUUGAACCACCCGCACUCAAGGCCAAAGACCCUGGGGAGCCGGACAAGCCGGAGCAGAAAGACCUGCCUGAAAGGGCCAAGAAGACAGUGACUUUCCCCAGUCCCAAGGCGAUGGACAAGGAGACUGAAUGGAAGAAGGACACAGGCAGCAAGCUUUCCUCCGACCCACAGGUCCACACGAUCAAACUCUCCCCAUCCUACCAGCACAUUCCCCUGCUCGAGAACCUGGCCAAGAGCAGCUCAGCCACCGGUGCUGGGGCGCUGGCCAGUGCUGGCCACCACCCCUCACUCCUGGGCAGAAAGCAAGCCUGGCUGCCCCCUGUGCUUCUGCAGACAGCCGAGACCCUCAGCAAGAUCCCAGAAAAGCUAUCUGCCCGCCCACCAGCCACGGCAGAGCAGGAGUCGGUGCAGAAGUACUCAGUGGAGGACACUCCGAUUUGCUUCUCCCGGUGCAGCUCGCUCUCCUCCCUCUCCUCAGCUGACAAUGUACUGGACGGGCAGAGCCACAGCGAGAAUGACAUCGACAGUGACUCCUCCCUGGAGAUCAUCGAGAUGGAAGAAGGGGAUGGGGAGGCUGAGGAUGGGAGGCAGGAGAAAGAGAAGACAGUGGAUCCAGGCCCAGCCACGGCAGUUGGGAUUUCUCAGCCCAUUACAAUCCCCUUCCAGAAGCGGGACAAGAUCUUCCUGCGGGAGUCGUCCCCGUCACGCCACGAGGACCUCACGCCCUCAAGCUCAUCAGAGAACUACAUCCAGGAGACACCGCUGGUGAUGAGCCGAUGCAGCUCUGUCAGCUCCUUGGGCAGCUUUGAGAGCCCGUCCAUCGCCAGCUCUAUCCAGAGCGACCCUUGCAGUGAGAUGAUCAGCGGCACCAUCAGUCCCAGCGAGCUGCCUGACAGCCCGGGGCAGACCAUGCCACCCAGCCGCAGCAAGACGCCCCUCUUUGAGCUGGGGUGCCAGCCGGAGAAGGAGACUAGCCAGUUCAACAUCCAGUGGGAGAACAACGUCAAGAAGUUCAUGGAGAUCACCGACUUCAAGGAACGUUUCCAGCUGCCCCAGGACCUGGACUCUAUGGUCUACUUCACGGUGGAGAAGCCCAACGAGAACUUCUCCUGUGCCUCCAGCCUCAGUGCCCUGCCCCUCCACGAGCACUAUGUCCAGAAAGAUGUGGAGCUCAAGCUGAUGCCCACCUUCCCAGAGAAGAACAGCUUGAACUUUGUGGCUCAUGAGAAGCGGGAGGACAGGCGGGAGGAGCGGUACCUAGAGGGCAGGAGAAGGGUGGACCGCCCAGACCCCAACUCCGAUGAUGACAUCGAGAUCCUGAAGGAGUGCAUCAACUCUGCCAUGCCCUCCCGCUUCCGCAAGGUGAAGACGUCCCUGCUCUCCGGCCAGGUGCUGCAUCCGCAGACCAAGAAGGCCAUGCACGUGCCCGUCUACAUGCUGGUGCCUGCCCACUCGCACCCCGGUGUCCCCAAGCACCUGCGGGCCACCGCCCGGGACCUCUUCAAGGACGACGACUCCUUCACCGACUCGGCCGAUGGCACCCCCGUCAACUUCUCCAGUGCCGCCUCGCUGAGCGACGAGACCCUUCGCUACCCCACCAAGGAGGAGGCUGAGCACCCUGGGAAGAGGCUGGAGAGGAGAGAGGUGGCCACGCUGCCUGGGGGGCGCAGCCCGAUUCCCAUCUUCACCAUAGCCAGCCCCAUUGCGAGCCUCCUCCUUGCAAAAAAGAGCAUCUUCCCUAGUGGGGAAACUGAGGCAGGAACAAGAGGCAGUGGCUGCUGA